AAAAUAAAUAUAUACUUAAUAUUAUUUGAAUUUGAUUCUAAAUUACAAAAAUGGAAUUCCUAACGAAUUUUAUAAAAAAUCCCCAGACCAUUUUGUCAUCGUACAUCGAUCUGGAUUAUUCACUAUGGCUAUAUCGCUUUCUAACGCCGCUGAUUGUCACAUUCCUGCUGCCUUUGGUCUUUGUUGCACUCAUUUACAUAUCAUUCUUGGUGCUCUUCAUCUACAAAUUGCACAGGCAAGUUAUUAUGCGAGCCGUGCAAUCGGAUCGAAAUUUCUGGCAAGUGGGCCGUAAAAUUGUGGCCGCCAUUUGGGAUGCACAUGCUCGGAUUUAUCAUGGCUAUGAGGUGAUUGGUCUGGAGAAUAUACCACAGGAGGGACCCGCCUUGAUCGUGUACUACCAUGGCGCGAUCCCCAUUGACAUGUACUAUCUGAACUCGAGGAUGCUGUUACAGCGAGAGCGCUUAAUUUACACGAUCGGUGAUCGUUUCCUAUUCAAAUUACCCGGCUGGGGCACCAUCUCGGAGGCAUUUCAUGUCAGUCCCGGCACAGUGCAGUCAUGUGUGAGUAUAUUGCGGGAUGGCAAUCUGCUGGCCAUAUCGCCGGGCGGUGUUUACGAGGCGCAAUUCGGAGAUCAUUAUUAUGAGCUGUUGUGGCGGAAUCGUGUGGGUUUCGCCAAAGUGGCCCUGGAGGCCAAAGUGCCAAUAAUACCCUGCUUUACGCAAAACUUGCGUGAAGGUUUCCGUCAGGUGGGCAUAUUUCGUACAUUCUUUAUGCGUUUGUACAAUAAAGUCCGUAUACCGGUGUACCCCAUCUAUGGUGGGUUUCCAGUUAAAUUUCGCACCUAUUUGGGUGCGCCCAUUGCCUAUGAUGAGAGCCUGUCGCCGCAGGAUCUGCAAGUGAAGGUAGCCACCGCCAUUGAGGAACUCAUUAAUCGGCAUCAGCGACUUCCUGGCAGUAUCCUGUGGGCUCUCUUGGAUCGAUUGCCGUCUGCCUUUAGACGACGUAGCGAUAGCCUUAAUCUCAGCAACACUCAGACGAAAAAGAAGGAUCAAUAGCCCAGAAAUUCUUCUUCUUCGAUGGGGGAAGAAACAUAAUUGUGAAAUCAAUGGAUAGAAUCAAUACGAAA
Drosophila willistoni is the source of this 1126-nucleotide messenger RNA. Its product is annotated as transmembrane protein 68. Bases 51 to 1055 code for a protein of 334 amino acids. Lineage: Eukaryota; Metazoa; Arthropoda; Insecta; Diptera; Drosophilidae. The transcript has 4 exons. Gene Ontology annotation, cellular component: membrane. The record is from RefSeq and is a predicted model, not a curated record. Gene Ontology annotation, molecular function: acyltransferase activity.